AUAAGUGCGCCCUCACUGCCUACCAGUUUCUGACCAUUUUGUGUGUCUUCUUUUGAACAGAAUGCCAGAGCCUUCUAAGUCUGCACCAGCCCCUAAGAAGGGAUCUAAGAAAGCCAUCUCUAAGGCGCAGAAGAAGGAUGGCAAGAAGCGCAAGCGCAGCCGCAAGGAGAGCUAUUCGGUGUACGUGUACAAGGUGCUGAAGCAAGUGCACCCCGACACCGGCAUCUCCUCCAAGGCCAUGGGCAUCAUGAACUCGUUCGUGAACGACAUCUUCGAGCGCAUCGCGAGCGAGGCGUCCCGCCUGGCGCAUUACAACAAGCGCUCGACCAUCACGUCCCGGGAGAUCCAGACGGCCGUGCGCCUGCUGCUGCCCGGGGAGCUGGCCAAGCACGCCGUGUCGGAGGGCACUAAGGCCGUCACCAAGUACACCAGCUCCAAGUGAGCUCGUAGGGCUCACAACAAACCCAAAGGCUCUUUUAAGAGCCACCCA
Molecule: messenger RNA, 490 nt
Organism: Mus musculus (house mouse)
Lineage: Eukaryota; Metazoa; Chordata; Mammalia; Rodentia; Muridae
Gene: H2bc3
Product: H2B clustered histone 3
Exons: 1
Coding region: 62-442 (126 amino acids)
Cellular component (GO): nucleus; chromosome; nucleosome
Molecular function (GO): structural constituent of chromatin; DNA binding; protein heterodimerization activity
Source: RefSeq, marked reviewed